AUGACACAAAUUAAAGGUGACUUAGUUAAUCCAGAUACACCAGAAAAAUUCAAAGGGAACAACUACUUCCAAGCCUCGGAACAAAUAUUUUACAUAUACGACGGCCCAAUACCUCUACCCAAAGGGAAGAACCAAGUCGUGCCAAAAGACUACAUAAUUUUACCAGAAAUCGGGGUAUAUAAAUUUCAUUCCGAUGCAAAAAACUGGAAUGACGCUCGAAACGCUUGUAUUAAAGAAGGAGCCCAUUUAGCUGUCAUUCGCACACCAGAGGAAAAUGAGUUCAUUAAAAAAGUAAACAAAGAAAAAGGGGUAGUCAAUGCGUGGCUGGGUCUUCACAAUUAUUUUCAAAUUAAUGACUGGGUCACUGUGGACGAUACGCCACUGGAAACCAUAGGCUACGCACCUUGGGUACCAGGUGAACCGAAUAAUUAUAAAAAUUUGAACGAAUGGUGUGUCGUGUAUGCAGCUGAUAUCGGCAUGAACGACUUGGCGUGUCACCAUAGUCAUCCCUUUUACUGUAAAAUCAAAUUGGAUGAAGGAUUGUAA
This is a messenger RNA of Copidosoma floridanum, 546 nucleotides long. RefSeq names its product hemolymph lipopolysaccharide-binding protein. The record is from RefSeq and is a predicted model, not a curated record. NCBI's taxonomy places the organism in Eukaryota, Metazoa, Arthropoda, Insecta, Hymenoptera, Encyrtidae.